AACAGAAGUUAAGAUUGUCUGUGGUGUAUUUACAUCAACGUCAAAGUAUUAUUUUUGUGAUUGUGAAAGUUAACAAUUUAAUUAUUUAUUUAUAUUUUAAUCAUUAUUAAAUCUGAUCGUUCAGAUUAACACGAAAAUGUCCUGUCGCAACGCUUCGCACGCUGGCAGCUGGUAUACAGAGAAUGGUAAUGAGUUAUCUCGCCAGCUGGACCUCUGGUUGUCCAAAGCUGACCUCACCCAUGGGCCGGCUAGAGCCAUCAUUGCACCUCAUGCAGGAUACUCUUACUGCGGGGCGUGCGCUGCUUUCGCCUACAGACAAGUUAGCCCUGUCGUUGUCAAGCGUAUCUUCAUCCUGGGUCCCUCCCACCACGUGAGGCUCGGAGGCUGCGCCCUCUCGUCGCUGGACAAGUACCAAACUCCUCUCUACGAUCUCACCAUUGACAAACAAAUUUACGCGGAGCUAGAGGCGACCCGCCAGUUUGAAUGGAUGGACGUGCAAACGGACGAAGAUGAACACUCGAUCGAGAUGCAUCUGCCGUACAUCGCUAAAGUUAUGGAAGAAUACCAAACAGGUUUUACAAUCAUACCUAUCCUAGUAGGCUCAUUGACCCCCGAAAAGGAGGCGAAAUACGGGGCCAUUUUAGCCCCGUACCUGGCGGACCCCCAAAACCUGUUGGUGAUCUCUUCAGACUUCUGCCAUUGGGGGUCCAGGUUUAGGUAUACGUGGAAAGAUAAUUCAAGGGGUCAUAUUUAUCAGAGCAUCGAGUGGUUGGAUAAACAGGGUAUGGACAUCAUUGAGAAGAUGGAUCCUCGCGCGUUCACCGACUACCUCAACAAGUACGGCAACACGAUAUGCGGGAGACAUCCCAUUGGCGUGCUUUUACAGGCCAUCGCCAAGCUUCGCAGUUCGUCCAAUUCGCCUCGGAUGUCGAUGAAAUUCUUGAAAUACGCUCAAUCCUCGCAAUGUAUGAAUUCUCAAGACUCUUCCGUGUCCUACGCUAGCGCUUCCCUAGUCAUCGAGUAGGGCAACAAUAGAAAUAAGGCAAGUUUUCUAAUUGAUAUUUUAUGGGAAUAUAAGUGGUUAUAAGUGGGUGGUGUUGGCCACUUAUGCUCACUUAUGGUUAUAAGUGGGUGAUCUUGGCCACUUAUGCUCACUUAUGGUUAUAAGUGGGUGAUCUUGGCCACUUAUGCUCACUUAUGGUUAAUUACUUAUGUUCAUUUAUGUAUGUUUUAUAAUUUAUAAUAACUGGUGGUAUGAAAUUUCAUUUCCUAGUUCGGGAUAUUUUAUUUCUACGACUUUAAAAUUAAUUAUUAUGUUAUUGGUUUACUCAAGUAAUUAUUUGACGAGGAACUCGACUAGUUUCAAGCCAUGCUAGAGGCUCAUAUUCAUGA
This is a messenger RNA of Spodoptera frugiperda (fall armyworm), 1392 nucleotides long. Its product is annotated as protein MEMO1. Lineage: Eukaryota; Metazoa; Arthropoda; Insecta; Lepidoptera; Noctuidae. The transcript has 8 exons. The record is from RefSeq and is a predicted model, not a curated record. Bases 137 to 1024 code for a protein of 295 amino acids.